GGCCACGUAAGUCCUGGUCACUUUGUUCCAUGGCUGACUUGUUUGCUGCAUUUGUAGUUGUUCAAAUUAAUCUGGUUAUUAUUAAAGAACAGCUCGUACUUUAAAAUGCCACAGACAACAUACUUAAUUAUGGUUCAACAUCCGAUGCAUGACAUAUGGUGCGAGAGCUUAGAACUGCGCCUUCUUCGCCAGUCUCAGGGUCUCCAGAAAACUUGCGUACAAUUCCUUCAUGCUGCCCCGAAGGCUCUCAGACACAGCCACGAAUUGGCAACAGGUCCUACCCUGUUCUUCUCACACGAGUCAAGUGCUUCGCAAAGCGUUAUCCUGGUGUGUCGUUUAAUGAAGCGAGACAAGCUGAAGUCUCAGUGCAAGUGGAGAAUUUUGCACGAGCGUCCCUCAGUACUCAUGGAUCCCGAUAAAUCAAACCAUUACCUCCGUUCCCGCAUCCUCGUAGUCUUCCCUUCAACCGUUCUCUAUUCUCUUCACACAAUCCCGGUCCUAGGGCCAUGCCUGUUCGCAACUCAACUCGGCAAUCCAAUACACCUGUGGUCUGGUUGCUGCUGCUUUUUAUUACAACAUGUAUUCGCAGGCAAGAAAAUUGAUACCUGGAGUCCUAGGACCAAUUGCGACACCUUGACCAUCAUGCAUGGUAGAAUAAUAUAUGGGACAUUGGACGAGGGAUUGAAAAAGUAUCCUUUGGCCAACCGUCGACGCGUCAACCUUGCGUGUAUCCUACAGGACGAUCAGCAUCGUGUGUGCAUUGCCCGAACCAGCUGGCAGAUAAUUCACUGGACCGUCACGUGUGGUGGUCACUGGUCAAUGCCAAUGGACACAACGUGCCUCCGCCCCAUGAUUAACCGACAGUGUCCACCUACAAAAGUGUCUGCUGUUCUUACCACCAGGAUCAAUCCACAAUCCUCACAGAUUUGGCGAUGAAUAUCCCCAUGACACUGUUAAGUUCAAGUCCGCUGUGGAUGCGAACGCAGGCGCACAACGAUGUGCCCACAGCUCUCAAAUAUUUAAAGGAUACU
Messenger RNA from Suillus subaureus, 1031 nucleotides. RefSeq lists its product as uncharacterized. Bases 106 to 936 code for a protein of 276 amino acids. The record is from RefSeq and is a predicted model, not a curated record. NCBI's taxonomy places the organism in Eukaryota, Fungi, Basidiomycota, Agaricomycetes, Boletales, Suillaceae. The transcript has 5 exons.